Molecule: messenger RNA, 2612 nt
Organism: Diatraea saccharalis (sugarcane borer)
Lineage: Eukaryota; Metazoa; Arthropoda; Insecta; Lepidoptera; Crambidae
Source: the annotation of a GenBank genome assembly
GAUAUAGUGACCUGACCCGACUUCGACUGCAGUGAAAAAGUUUGUAGAAUGUACUGAAAGAAGAAUACAUAUUUAUUUUAAAAAGAUCUCAUCGAUUUUUAUAAUAAUGGAUAAUGAUAAUCGUGUAGUUGUACUUAUCGACAUGGACUGUUUCUAUUGUCAAGUUGAAGAAAAGUUAAACCCUGAACUAAAAGGAAAGCCUUUAGCAGUGGUGCAAUACAACCCUUGGAAGGGUGGAGGGAUAAUCGCAGUUAAUUAUGUAGCAAGAGCGAUGGGAGUAUCUCGACACAUGAGAGGAGAUGAAGCCAAGGAGAAAUGUCCAGACAUAAUAUUGCCCUCAGUACCAUGUCUUAGAGGAAAAGCAGACAUAACCAAGUACAGAGAUGCUGGUAAAGAAGUUGCUAAAGUUCUACAAAGAUUCACACCUCUCUUGGAGAGAGCUUCAAUUGAUGAAGCAUAUAUGGAUAUCACAGAGCCAGUUCGGGAAAGGCUAAAAUUGUUAAAUGUGAAUUCUGUGAAUAAAAACAUGGUACCUGACACAUUUGCUCUUGGAUAUGAGAGUAUUGGUGAAUUCAUUAUUGAUGUCCACAACUAUGGCAGUGACUCCAUUGAAUUUGACUAUGAACAUGCUAAGCAACUACUAGUAGGAGCAGUUAUUGUCAGUGAGAUAAGAGCUGCAGUUUAUGAAGAGACAGGUUACAAGUGUUCUGCUGGCAUUGCCCAUAAUAAAAUCUUGGCUAAAUUAGUGUGUGGUAUGAACAAACCUGACAAACAGACAAUAUUACCUAAACACUCCAUUAAUAUUUUAUAUAGUACAUUAUCAAUAAAAAAAGUAAAGCAUCUGGGAGGCAAGUUUGGAGACACAGUAUGUGAUACACUAAAGAUCAGAAAUAUGAUUCAAUUACAAGAUUUCACACAAAAAGAACUGCAAGUAAGAUUUGAUGAAAAGAAUGGAACUUGGCUUUAUAACAUAGCCCGAGGAAUUGACUUAGAACCAGUGCAGGCAAGAUUUAACCCAAAAAGUAUAGGAUGUUGUAAACAAUUAAGGGGAAAAAGUGCCCUUACUGACCUAGAUAGUUUGAAAAAAUGGCUUAUUGACUUAGGACAAGAAAUAGAAGAUCGACUAGAAAAAGAUGCAGUAGAAAAUAACAGGACACCAAAACAAAUGGUAGUCAGCUUUUCUACAAAUAGUGCAGACGGAAGAGAUAUCAGUAGUUCUAGGUCCUAUAAUUUUGCUAAUGAUGAUGAUCUAUGUAGUGAUCUAUUCUCAAGUAAAGCCUUGGAGUUAGUCAUGGAAACUGCUGAGGGGGUAAAACUACAAGGUGAUGAAAAAAAUAGACAAUUGAAAGCACCUAUUAAAUUUUUGGGCAUCAGUGUUGGGAAAUUUGAGGAUAAUACAGACAGUAAGAGAACUAAAAAAAUAGUAGACUAUUUUGCUGCUGGAACAUCAUUAAAGGUGAAGGAUACUGAAAGCUCUGAUGAUAGAGUGUCUCAUGUCGUUAACAAUAAUCAGCAUAAAGAGGGUAAAGAAUAUGUUCUUCAGAAAUUUUUCAAAAACACUUUAAACAAACAAGAAAAUCUUAAGAAAACUCUACUUAUAGAUGGAACAAACGAAGCAAUUGUUGAAACUAGUCUAGAAAAGCAAGAAUCCUUUUUUGCUAAGUUGCUGAAUAGUACUAACAAUAAAAAACUUAAUGAAAACAUUGUGAAACCAUUUCCUGUAAGUGCACCCGAUAAAAAACAAGAGAUAAUCAAUCCUUCUACAGCAGUUUGUGAUGUCUUAGACUGUGGCGAAAAUAGCAAUGAUACAGCAUAUUCAACAUCUACUAUAAAUGAAGAGAUCAAUAAAAGCAUUGCUCUAUUUGAGGAUGAUCCUGAAGAUUUAAAUAGAAUCAGUAAUAUGAGACAGUUACUUAAUUCUACUAUAAUUCAAGAUGAAAAUGAAACUAUAUCAGAAAAAUCAUCUGAAGACAAUGAUAAAUCUAUAGGGAGUUCAAAUGUAGAUCAUAAGAAUUCAUUAGAAUCUAUGAAUAAUGUCUCCAAUUUGAAAGAAGUAUGUUCAUCUGAAUCUAAUCCUGUUUGUGAGAGUAAUAUAGAUACAUUUCAGUGUCCAGAAUGUAAAAAAGCUGUAAAAAUGGAUGAACUAGACACUCAUGCGGAUUAUCACCUUGCAAUCAAACUAAGAGAUGAAGAAAGAUUGCAAGCACGCAAAGGAAAAAAAACUAUAAAAUCUAUUAAAAAAAAUGAGGAAACGAAAAAGAGAAUACUUGCACCUGAAGUUUUACCUGGAAAAAGCGAAGGAUCAAUAGCCAGUUUCCUGGUAAAAAUUGAUAACACUGUUCCGACAAAAACAUGCACAGAAUGUGGUAAAAGAGUGCCAAAUGGAAAAUUGGCAGAACAUCUUGACUUUCAUGAAGCCCAGAAAUUAAACAGGGAACUCAAUAAGAAAACAGUCGCUGCAUUCCCUUCAUACAGCAUUGGAAAGAGAAAACGUGUCACUGUUUCACCAGUCAAAAAACCUAAUAAAGUACCUUGUAAAUCUAUUAACUCGUAUUUUGGAUAAGCUUCAAAUGAAAUUUGUAAAUACAGAAUAUAAUAUUUUAAUUCUAUAA